This is a messenger RNA of Bactrocera oleae (olive fruit fly), 1940 nucleotides long. RefSeq names its product TweedleT (gene TwdlT). NCBI's taxonomy places the organism in Eukaryota, Metazoa, Arthropoda, Insecta, Diptera, Tephritidae. The record is from RefSeq and is a predicted model, not a curated record.
UACUGUGUCGGUCGUGAUAUACUCUAGGUUUUCGGUUUAAAUAACGUGUGUGUGCGUGUACUCGAGUUUAGCGUGCGUUUCACCAUGAAAGCAUUCAUCUUAUUAUCCUGUGUAGCGCUGGCAGCUGCCAGGCCAGAGGCGGGCUAUGCUUACAAUAGGCCCGGCGGUGGUGGCGGUUCUGGUGGAUUCGGUGGUGGUUCUGGUGGAUUUGGUGGCGGUUCCGGUGGAUUUGGUGGUGGUGGCGGUGGUGGACUUGGCGGUGGACUAGGUGGUGGACUUGGUGGUGGACUUGGCGGUGGCGGCGGAGGAUUCGGUGGCAGCUCUGGAGGUGGUGGCGGUUUCGGCGGCGGCGGUUUUGGUGGCGGCGCCGGUGGUGGCGGUGGAUUCGGAGGAGGUGGCAUCGGCGGCUUCGGCGGUGGCGGCGGUGGUGGCGGUGGUGGUGGCACCACUCUCGUACAGAAACAUAUUUAUGUGCAUGUGCCACCACCAGAGCAAGAGGAAGUUCGUCAACGACCCAACAUACCCAUCGGUCAAGCACAGAAACACUACAAGAUCAUCUUCAUUAAGGCACCAUCCCCACCCAGUUACCAAGCGCCAAUUAUUCCCCUGCAGCCACAAAACGAAGAAAAGACACUCGUCUAUGUAUUAGUGAAGAAGCCAGAAGAUCAACAGGACAUCGUCAUUCCUACACCAGCGCCCACACAGCCCUCCAAACCCGAAGUAUACUUCAUCAAGUACAAGACCCAAAAGGAUGGCGGCGGUGGUGGUGCUAUUGGCGGUGGUGGAAUCGGUGGUAUUGGCGGUGGAAUUGGCGGUGGAAUUGGCGGUGGUAUCGGCGGUGGUAUCGGUGGGGGUAUUGGUGGUGGCGGCAUUGGCGGCGGUAUCGGUGGUGGUGAUGGAGGUUACUCCGGGGGUGGCGGUGGUAGUGGGGGUGAUAUCUCAGCACCUUCCUCCAACUACGGACCACCUGGCAAAUCUGGACCAUAUUAAGCAUAAAUUGCGGAGAAAAUUUGAGUGCAGCAAAAAAAAUGCAACAGCUCUAUUAGAUUGGACGUAAAAUACAAAAAACGACGACGAUAUUCGCGAACAAACCAAACGAACGGAAUGGUGCUGGGCGGAACUCAAGCACAUGAAAAAUAUAGCUAAGGCUGCCGGCUAGUCUUGUUAAACGAUAACACACUAUAAUUAUUUUAAUUUAAAUUUUUGUUUCGUCAUUGAAAUUCUGUUUAUUACAACAUCACGGAAACCGACAAAACCAAACCAAAAUGGAAACAAAACAGAACAGAAAUUGCAUAAAGCGCCGAUCAUGCUGUGACUAAACCAUAAGACAUAUGGCAGCUCUCAAACUGCCUUGAAAAAUGACCUUGACUUUGACAAAUUUGGCCCAAUUCAUUGCCGCGCUGCUUUCAUCUCACACUCGAUGCAAAACCAAGGUACUCCCUCGCGACUUUCGGUGCUCAAAUGUCUAAUGUCUGUGGUAAAUAAAAUGGAACUUGCCAAUCAUCCACAUUAUCCAGCAAGCAUAAGUUCAUCUUCAUCUCGAUUCUACUUCUCUACGACACUCUCUCCAUCCCACUCAAACGCUCUCUACAACGCGCCAUCUCUCGCAAUUGUGUUGUAUCUUGUUCUAUAAGAAUAUCACAUUUGGGCGUGUUAUCUUUUGUAUAUAAGCCAUUUCCCUGUAUAUCUCUACAUAUAUAUUGAUCUUUUUGUUGUAAAUGCGUAUAUAUAUAAUAAAUAAUUUGCUAGUUAUAAGUGCGAUGCGUUGAUUAAGAUAAUAACCCUCAUUAGACCCACUUAAAGCGCUGUCUACAUAUAUUGAUAGACGCAAGCCCAUAAUAUUACUUAUUAAUUUGCGAAAUAUGUAUUAAUAUUUAAGUUUUUGUAUUAUGCGCAGUAUAAAAAACAACGGUGACAAAAUUUAAAAAAAAAACAUGCAG